Messenger RNA from Cuscuta europaea, 1622 nucleotides. The record is from the annotation of a GenBank genome assembly. NCBI's taxonomy places the organism in Eukaryota, Viridiplantae, Streptophyta, Magnoliopsida, Solanales, Convolvulaceae.
UUUAGUAAGGUUUGAUUAAAGCAAGCGCAUAUGCCCACGUCUACGGCUAUACUAUCCUUGAAGAAGCACCUAACCGGGUGAGUUGGGGCCCAAACAUUCAUUUUUAUCAACGCAUGACUUGUUCUUCAAUUGUGUAAGGCCACCUCAAAACUCAUCUCCACCGCUCUCGCUCACCUCCUUCUCGGCUUCUCUCAUAUUUGGAUUUCCCAGCAACGCCUUUCAUUCUCUCCGCGAGCAGCCAGGUUCAGCAGCCUCUACUAAGCCAAGGGUAUCCGUGUGUAUGCAUCACUUCUCAGUGCCAAGUUGUAAAAGAGUCCUGAUCACGUACCUGGUCAAACUGCUGCAAGUUGCAAAGGAUUGAAGACUAAGUGUUCUUCCUCUUAAGAUAAAAAUGGAGCUAAUGACUCAUUCUUCACUCUUUUUCCUCCCAAACGCUCCUGCUGCUGAUGGCCAUGCUCUAACUUAUGCACUCGUCAUCCUCAACCAACGCCUCCCACAAUUCACUCCACUACUCUGGAAAGCAGCACAGCUACAUGUUUGCGCUGACGGUGGAGCGAAUAGAGUUUUUGAUGAAUUGCCUCACUUCUUUCCUCAUGAGGAUGUCUCUGAUGUUCGUAAGAGGUACAAACCAGAUGUCAUAAAAGGGGACAUGGACUCAAUUCGAGAUGAAGUUCGAGACUUCUAUUCUGGCCUUGGAUCAAGAGUUGAUGAUGAAUCUCAUGAUCAAGACACCACAGAUUUGCAUAAAUGUAUUGCUUAUAUUCAUGACUUGCCCAACCUGAAAAACCCAAAUCUGUGCAUUCUCGUUGUUGGAGCACUUGGUGGGAGAUUUGACCAUGAGAUGGGUAACAUCAAUGUUCUCUAUCGGUUUGCAACUACACGAGUUGUUCUUUUGUCUGAUGAUUGCCUCAUCCAGCUUCUUCCAAAUACACACCAUCACGAGAUUCAUAUCAAUCCCUCCGUUGAAGGCCCACAUUGUGGUCUCAUUCCCAUUAAAAUGCCUUCUGCGAGCACGACAACCACAGGACUUAAGUGGAAUCUGGCUAACAGUGAAAUGAGAUUUGGGGGCUUAGUCAGCACGUCAAACAUUGUCAAAGAAUCUGUCGUCACUGUCCAAUCUGAAUCUGAUCUGCUUUGGACUAUCUCUAUUAAAAAAGAUAUGAGCAUUCAAUGAGCUUUUGCCGCAGAUAGCACAAACCACACUGUCUUCAAUACUAGAUAAAGAUGCCAAUGCUGUGUUUUCCUAUCACAUGAUUAUGUUGACCAACACACCUAAAUUCAUGGAUCCAUGCGUGGAACUGCUUUGUAUUGAUUCAGGAAAAGUGCAGCAAAUGCUGGCAUGUAAACUUUAUGCACUCUGCCCACCAUUUCGUUUGGAAGGUUUAGUGAAAGGGGUGAAAUUUUGUAAAAAGAUGCCUUUAAGAAAAAUAAGUUUUGUACUAUUUUUACUAAGUAUUGUGUUCUGUGAGAACUGAGAAGAGCUUUGGUGAUCCCAAGUGUAGCAUGUUAGACACAAGCUUAUGUGUGAUUCUGUUAUAUGACUACCGUCCAAUCUGGCAUUCUAUGUACAAUUCUCCCGAUCAAAUUUCCAUCAUUGCUAUUAAGCUGUACAAUAUUACCAG